Messenger RNA from Urocitellus parryii (Arctic ground squirrel), 722 nucleotides. It is a transcript of the gene Tmed1, whose product is annotated as transmembrane p24 trafficking protein 1. Lineage: Eukaryota; Metazoa; Chordata; Mammalia; Rodentia; Sciuridae. The record is from RefSeq and is a predicted model, not a curated record.
UGCAGACCAGAGGGUGACCCGGAUGAUGGCGGCCGGCUCGGCCCUAUUCCUGGCCCUGUGGCUGCUAUUGCCGCCAGUGGGGGUGGGAGGGGCAGGGCCCCCACCGAUCCAGGACGGUGAGUUCACGUUCUUGUUGCCUGCGGGGAGGAAGCAGUGCUUCUACCAGUCCGCGCCGGCCAAUGCAAGCCUCGAGGCCGAGUACCAGGUGAUCGGAGGUGCUGGGCUGGAUGUGGAUUUCACGCUGGAGAGCCCUCAGGAUGUGCUGUUGGUCAGCGAGUCCCGAAAGGCUGACGGGGUGCACACUGUGGAGCCUACAGAGGCGGGGGACUACAAGCUGUGCUUUGACAACUCCUUCAGCACCAUCUCCGAAAAGCUGGUGUUCUUCGAGCUCAUCUUUGACAGCUUGCAAGACGAUGAGGAGGUAGAGGGCUGGGCAGAGGCUGUGGAGCCAGAGGAGAUGCUGGAUGUCAAAAUGGAGGACAUCAAGGAAUCCAUCGAGAUCAUGAGGACCCGGCUGGAGCGCAGCAUCCAGAUGCUCACACUGCUGCGGGCCUUUGAGGCUCGGGACCGCAACCUGCAGGAAGGCAACCUGGAGCGGGUCAACUUCUGGUCAGCUGUCAAUGUAGCAGUGCUGUUGCUGGUGGCCGUGCUGCAAGUCUGCACGCUCAAGCGCUUCUUCCAGGACAAGCACCCGGUACCCACGUAGCCCCUGCCCUGGAGGA